AUUUUUGGAUAAAUAAAAGUUUCGAUUUAAAGUCACUAUUUAUCAAUGACAAGUUUACGAGGAUAUCUAACUGGUUUUGUGGUUGCUUUUACUUUGGUCAACCUGGCCUCAACCACUCACCAUCACGGUGGACACAGCAAUAUAUUUCGUAAACAAGAUGAUUGGGGAAAGUACGAGUUCGCCUACGACAUUCACGAUCCUUGGGGCAAUAAAAAUUUCCGUAAAGAGCACGGACACUUUACAAAGAAAGGUGGUCAUGUAGAGGGUUCUUAUGGUUUACACGAUUCCAAAGGACGCCUUCGUAUAGUUAAAUACACUGCUGGCAAAGGUGGCUUUGUUGCAUCAAUUAAAACAAACGAACCUGGAACCUCAGAUGAAGAUGCAGCAGCUGCCUUUUACAAUGGCAAAGAUCAUGAUCAUGGUAAAUGGAAGUACGAUGUUAAAACUCACCAUGAAAAGGGCAAAGACGAUUGGGGCAAAGACCAUUGGGGUAAACAUGACGAUCACAAGGAUGACCAUAAAAGCCAUCAUUCAAAGGGUCAUUUCGACCAUUACGCUGCAGCUGCCAGUGAAAUACAUUCAUCUAAACAAUAUGAAUUGCCAAUCUCAAGUGAUUCAGGUGAAUACAGGCGAAUCGCUAGUCACUUACCAAGAGCUAAUUUUGCUUUCCUUUAACCCAAUUGAAACAAUUUGAACAAUAAAAUUCACUUUUUUUAAACAUCAAAAUUGUUCUCUGAUUUUUCAUCUGAAAAUGUAAAAUGUUUAUGAUUGACUGGAUUGCCUUUAAUUGAUUUUGCUGAUUUUUCAUGAGAAAUGCUAAAUGAUUGCUAAAAUUGUUUAUAAGAAAAACAAGCUUUUAUCAUCAGCAUCUUGUUAUCGCUGCCAUAAAAGAUGAUCAUGAUGAGAAGAUAAUUAAGAGAUGAACAGAAUACAAGUUUUCUAGUCUUUUGAUUAUUAUUUUAUGUUAUUCACAAGUAACCUUGAAAGUUGCAUCUUUAUCAUGAUAUCAAUUCAGUGUAUGGAUGAAAAGAUUCACAAGAUUGAGCUAAAAAUCAACCUUUGCCUGUUCAUGUUUAGUCAUGUCUUCGUCUUCAACAUUAUACAAGUAAAAUCAAUUUACCGUGAAAUGUCAAAUAAGAAGCAAACCUUUUACAAUCUCAACAAAUUUAUCGUCUUUUCCAUCACCAUUAUCAUCUUUAUCAUCAUCAUCUUCCAAACAUCUUUUACCUUUACUUAAGCAUGUGAGAUGAAAAGAUGUCAGAUAAAUUACCAUUGUUUCAUUUGGCCAUUUGUUAACAGGUAACAACAGAAGCUGUAAUAUACAAGAGAUGAAAACCUGAAUUUUGAGGAAAGCUGAAAAUCAAGUGAUUCUUAAUGAAAAUCAUUUCCAUCUAGAGUCAAAAAUAAUUAUUGCGCUGUAAUUUAAUGCACAUUCAAGAGUUGAAUCAACUUGGCCCUUCACGAGGGAUUGAGUUGUAACGCUGUCGUGCUGUUAAGUGAACUCACCAGGUCUGCGAAUGAUACAGCUCAACAGGGUCAACAGUCUCAACAAAAGCAAAAUGAAUAACAAAAAUGAAAACCUUUUCAAAUUGUCUCUUCAUUUGUCACAAUAAUGCAAAACAGUCUCAUCAAUGCCCAAUGCAAAGAAACCCUUCAAGAUAUUAAACUUUUUGUUCAUCUUCAAGUUAAUCUGCCAUUAAACCUGAAACUUAAGGUAAAUGAGAAUCAGCAAUAGCGCAGAAUUAAGGAAAUGAUAUUUUCUGCAAUUCCAAAUGCAGCUUUUGCGCAUAAUUCAGUAAUCAAUGAAUAAACUCAGUCAUUUUCAAUGGAAAAAUAAGCAAGCAAACUUGAAAUUCAAAUUUACGAUGAAAUUCUUUGAUAAUUGAUCUAAUUUCACAUUCUUUAGUCUUCAAGUAACGCUGGGUAAAGCCUGAUAACUUGUAUGCAAAUAAGUACACAAGACUGAUACUUAAGAUAAAAGCAACAGUGAAGGGCCUUUGCAUCAGCUAUGCUAUUUGAGCUGUGAGAAGGCGCAAUUAGUCACUUUAUGAAUCCAGUUAAAUAAGCAACAUUGACAAGUUUACUUGACUUGAAGCGAGUUACCGUUUCAGAUUAAAUGAACCAUCAAUGAAUCAGUAUUGUCCAACAAUUUGUUGUCAUAAUAAUGCAAAGAUGAACAUUAAACAGUUAAAGUCAGUAAAAGCAAACUGAACAGCAACACAAGUCAAGUGAUGAAGCUAAACAAACAAAAAGGGAAAAAAACAGUGAAACAAAAAACCUAGUAACAUUGACCUGGUAAAAUGAAAAAACAAACAAACAGGUAAAUACAAGCCACGUGAUGAUAAUACUUCAUUUUCAUCAUAAUGAAGAUAAAUGAUGAAAAAAAGAGGGAAAAGUGAUGGAAGGUGGAAAAGACGAACAGAAGGAAGAAAAGCAAAAGGUUGACAUGAAAACCAAAUUGGCAAUAGUAAUGAUAAUAUUGCUAAUAAUAAGUUAUUCAAUUGACAGGUAAAAAUUGGGUUCGAUAUUGAGUUUCACGACGAUAACCUUAACAACAGGGAAUUAAUAAUAUCUGUAAAAGGAAAUGGAUGAGUCGGGUAAAGAUGAAUGCUAUUGAUGACCCUAUGCUGGGUAAACUUUUUUUGUUGUUGAAUGACAUAUAUUUUGUAUAAAAGGUAGAAACUCAGGUAAACAUAUAUUUCAGAUGUUAUCACAAGUUUUCCUUUUCUCUCCUUCUUUUUCAUCUUCAUCUUCUCGUCAUCAUCUUCUUCUUCUUUAGCAUCUUCUUCAACUGUAUUUACUUUGAUCGUAAAAACUGGAUUCUUCUUUCCUUUUGCCUCAAGCUCUUGUUUCUUAUACACUUAAGUGUCUUAAGACACCAACCAUUGACCAACCUAGGUAAGGGUGUAGUACAAGUCUAUGUAAUCUUAUUAAUCGGCUGUACCAAACGCUUUCCCACGGUUACCUGAACCUUACCUUUCCAGUCUCUAGAUUAGGUGGGUUUGUUAUUUUAUAGUUUAACCUUGUGUCAAGGUAUAACCUUUGUCCAACCAUUCAACCUUUAGCUAUAUCAGCUGUAAUGAUUAUCAUCAAAGAUUGAACAUUGAAAACAAAAAGAUUAGACUUUUCAAUGUAAAUCUCAUUGCAAGGCUAAUUGUUGAUUCAAUAUUUGAUGGGUUGGCUGAUUGAUUGACAAUUUUACCUUUUUUUUAUGAACAUUAAUUGACAUGAUUAGAGGAUAAUUUAAAGCAAUCAGUUUUUUUUUCAUCAAAUGAUUGACAUCAAUUGUUCAAUUGGUUUAAUGUUUGAUUUUAUUGGGCCACUUUGCACACUUUGCUAAUUUUGGCUAAUAUUUGUCAAUUAAAUGCGGAAAUUUGUUUAAUUUUGAAAAAUGCCAAUUUUAAUUAAACAAUUUGGUUAAAUUGCUUGCGAUUUUAAAAGUGAAUUGGCAAUUAUAUUGGUUAACAUUAAAUGGCCCAAAAUUAUCUUUACUUUAAAUUGUAGUUCGUAA
Molecule: messenger RNA, 3511 nt
Organism: Tetranychus urticae (two-spotted spider mite)
Lineage: Eukaryota; Metazoa; Arthropoda; Arachnida; Trombidiformes; Tetranychidae
Source: RefSeq, a predicted model, not a curated record